AUGGCUGGCUAUCUUUGGCUUGGCUUGGCUCGACCCAAGGAGAUGGCCAAGUCAAAGAAUCACACAGCACACAACCAGUCCUAUAAAGCUCACAAGAAUGGCAUCAAGAAACCCAAAAGGCAUCGCCACACCUCCACCAAAGGGAUGGACCCCAAGUUUUUGAGGAACCAGAGGUAUGCAAGGAAGCAUAACAAGAAGAGUGGUGAGACAGCCACCGAUGAAGAAGAAUCAUGGAUGGUGAUGCUGUCGCGAAAAGCAAGUUUUGAAGGAGGCGGCUCCUUCGUGUGGACUUCCCGUGAGAGCAACUCUUCAGCAUCUACGCAAACCAAGACUCCAGCGACUAUGAGAGAAGCAAACGGGUGUUUGAGAGGAGAAAGCGCUACCAUCUAA
Molecule: messenger RNA, 390 nt
Organism: Dovyalis caffra
Lineage: Eukaryota; Viridiplantae; Streptophyta; Magnoliopsida; Malpighiales; Salicaceae
Source: the annotation of a GenBank genome assembly